Messenger RNA from Protobothrops mucrosquamatus (brown spotted pit viper), 1087 nucleotides. RefSeq names its product histone deacetylase 5. Gene Ontology annotation, molecular function: histone deacetylase activity. Gene Ontology annotation, biological process: chromatin organization. The transcript is spliced from 8 exons. Lineage: Eukaryota; Metazoa; Chordata; Lepidosauria; Squamata; Viperidae. The record is from RefSeq and is a predicted model, not a curated record. Gene Ontology annotation, cellular component: histone deacetylase complex. Bases 173 to 1087 code for a protein of 304 amino acids.
UUCCUUUUCUCUUCAAGGGAUGUCCCUACAGAAUUGGCUAAACAGCAUUUGACCUUUCUAACUACCAAUCCCCAUCCUUAAGUGAAGGCUACCUUAGAUCCAGCUCUGAAAACUACGGCCUUCUCCUCCUUCCUGAUUUGUCAUCAUUCAGCCACUUACUAAGAAGGAAAACAUGAGUUCCAAGAAUGAAUCAGAUGGAGUUUCUGGACGUGAGCCAUCGUUGGAACUCCUGUCACGGGCACAGAUCCAUGCCAUACCUGUGGCAGCUAUGGACUUGAAGCCGGUUCUUCCCAUGGUGAUGCAGAAUUCUUGCAACAGCAACAGCAGCCCAGUGGAUUUGCGGAUGGAUUCCCGAUCCAAUGUGCCCACUAUGGACCCAACUGUCCGGGAGCAGCAGCUGCAGCAGGAACUGCUGGCUCUGAAACAGCAACAGCAAUUGCAGAAGCAGCUGCUCUUUGCCGAGUUUCAGAAGCAACAUGAGCACCUAACACGGCAGCAUGAAGUCCAAUUGCAGAAACACCUCAAGCAACAGCAAGAGAUGUUGGCAGCAAAGCGUCAACAAGAACUAGAGCAACAGCGUAAACGAGAACAACAGCGACAAGAAGAGCUGGAGAAGCAGCGUCUGGAGCAGCAGUUACUCAUCUUACGCAACAAGGAGAAGAGCAAAGAAAGUGCUAUUGCAAGCACUGAAGUGAAGCUGAAACUUCAAGAGUUCCUUCUCAGCAAGUCAAAAGAGCCAACUACAGUGGGUGGCUUGAAUCAUUCCCUCUCCCAGCAUCCAAAAUGCUGGGGGGCUCAUCAUACCUCAUUGGACCAGAGUUCCCCUCCCCAGACAGGCAGCCCGGGAACACCAGCCUCUUGCAAACUACCUUUACUUGGCACUUAUGAUAGCAGAGAUGACUUUCCACUCCGGAAAACUGCCUCAGAACCCAAUUUAAAAGUGCGCUCACGAUUAAAACAGAAGGUGGCAGAGAGAAGAAGCAGUCCUCUGUUGCGGAGGAAAGAUGGGACAGUCAUCAGCACCUUCAAAAAACGAGCAAUUGAAAUCACAGUAUUUGUGCAUCCCCUAAUUAGUGAUUCCAUUUAA